AUGUCUAGUCCAUCAGGUACCGGUAAAUCCACUUUAUUGAAGAAAUUAUUUGCUGAAUUCCCAGAUAAAUUUGGUUUCUCAGUUUCAAUUAAUGGUAAAGAUUAUCACUUCACAACUGUUGAUGAUUUCAAAAAAUUGAUUGAUGAAAAAGCUUUUAUUGAAUGGGCUCAAUUCUCAGGUAACUAUUACGGUACUACAAUUAAAGCUGUUGAAGAUGUUGCAACCGUUGGUAGAACUUGUAUUUUAGAUAUUGAUAUGCAAGGUGUUAAAUCUGUUAAAAACACAAACUUGAAUGCUAGAUUCUUAUUCUUAGCUCCACCAUCUGUUGAAAUUUUAAGACAAAGAUUAGAAGGUAGAGGUACUGAAACUCAAGAAAGUGUUGAAAAAAGAAUUGCUGCUGCAACUGCUGAAAUUGAAUAUUCUAAAACUGGUGCUCAUGAUAAAAUAAUUGUUAAUGAUGAUUUAGAUAAAGCUUAUGCUGAAUUAAAAGAAUUCAUUUUGCAAUAG
Hansenula ciferrii is the source of this 507-nucleotide messenger RNA. It is a transcript of the gene GUK1, whose product is annotated as guanylate kinase. The record is from RefSeq and is a predicted model, not a curated record. The coding region runs from base 1 to 507 and encodes 168 amino acids. The transcript is spliced from 3 exons. Lineage: Eukaryota; Fungi; Ascomycota; Saccharomycetes; Phaffomycetales; Wickerhamomycetaceae. Gene Ontology annotation, cellular component: cytosol. Gene Ontology annotation, biological process: purine nucleotide metabolic process. Gene Ontology annotation, molecular function: GMP kinase activity.